AUGUCGAAGGCCUUGGGUUCCUAUGCCACCCAUGACCGUGACAGUCUCCCAUCCUUCAUGGGGGCUCAGCCUCAGGAUCUCUUUCCCUCCCCUUCGCAACUUGGUCCACCGUACCACCUGACGAGGGUAGCGGGGAUAGGUUCCUCGCGUCCGCAGCCCUUCCAUCUGCCUGGCCAGGAUGUUCUCACCGACGUUAACCUUACGCCAGGUGGCGGCGACGUCCCUCUUCGUGGCAUUCCGAAGCCUUGGAAUAUCUGGAAGUUUUAUGAUGCUGGCGCCGAUGACAGUCCUUGGGUGCCCCCAGGUAUCAUCGUCCCCGAUCACCGGGCCGGCCAAGGGCGUCACCAGAACAGCCCAACGGCGUUGCAUGACGCCUUUGCUCCUCGAUACUCAGAAUGGCGCAGCCCGGGCCCGUCCGAAUGUGAUACGCUGCCUCCAGGACAGCUUCCAUCCGACUCGGGCUACGAGAGCCGCCGGACCAAGCAGAGUAUCGCCAACGCCUCCGUCUUUGAAGAUGUCGACCGGGGCCAUGAGACCCAGAGUCUGACUGGGCAUAUGGAUGGUUUUGAUCCCUUCGCGGGUAUGUCGUCGACGCCAUCACACACAAGCAAUUCUGCCAACAACCAUGCGUACAUGAACGAGACCUGUGGCCUGUCAACACUUCGCACUCGAGGGACUGCCCAUGGCACAGUGAUCAUAUGCCCUGACUGUGGAAGCAAGCUGAAGACGAAGUCGGAACUAAACAAACAUAAGCAGAGGCACAGUAAGCCUCACAAGUGCGAUGUCUCUGGUUGCUCUCGCAAAGAGGGGUUUAGCACAAUCAAUGAUCUGGAUCGUCACAAACGAAGCGUUCAUCGUGACACCGAUACUAGCGGGCCCAGAUAUCAUUGCAACUUGGCGGCGUGCCACAACAAGAAAAAGAUCUGGCCAAGGGCAGACAACUUCAGAUCUCACCUCAAACGCCUUCAUGGUGUUCAAGCAGGCGACGAUGACCUCACACAAUAUUUAAUUCCGUCUCAACAACAAGAUGUCGGAAGCCUUGCGGAAGGCAUGGAUGUGUCUGAUUCAACGAUCGAAAGCUUCCGCUUCACACCCUACGACCAGGCAAUGCCGCCAUCCAUGUGGGUAAAUCAUCAGUCUCAAGACUUGGAAAUGACACACCUCGUUGUGGAUAGCACCAGCCCUCGAACAGAGUUGGACAUCCCUGAUGCAAGCCCUGCCAGCCGCGGCUUUUCUGGUCUGGGAGAGCCAAACACAGGACAUUCGGUUCGUGAAUUGCCAUUGGACCUCAUGCAGGGCGGAAAUCCUCAACGAAGAGGAAUGAAUUGCCGAAAGCACCUGAACUUGACCCAGCGUAGAAUGAGCUCAAACUCGAACUCUUCUGAUGCUACCACUCCACCAGAGACGACACUUGCUCCCCAUCUUUUGAUGGCGGGAAGACUUCGGUAUCCAAGCAUGGAGAUUGAACAGAACCCAAUAGCUGACAGAAGUGAUCAAGUCGACGCUUCAGAUACGUCUGCUUCUGAGGCAGAUGGCGGUUCUCUGUCUGAAGACUUGCAUGAGGAGAGGAAGCCCAUGCGUCGCGACGAUCACUCGGAGGUCUCAGGUGACCCAAAAGCCACAAGUGCAGGUAGUCUUGUUGAGGUGAUAAAUACGCCUCCAGUCCUAUCCCAAGGCAUCGACACCGGCGGAGCUCGCGACAUUUCACCGACAUCUACUCAAGACAUCACUAUGACUGAUCAGCAAAUUCAUCAGUUCCUCCAAACUGUACCUGAAGCCUUGUUGGAGAAGUUCUUGAGGGAGAGGCACAACCCAGUUCGCGCCGAACCAACAAAGGCACGCAUAACGGCGCAAGCUAAUUCGCAACAUCCAUGUCCUGAUUGCAACAAGAGCUUUCGAAGAAAAUGCGAUCUCAAGAAGCACAAAAAAAGACAUGACAAGCCCUAUGGCUGUACAUUUCUGAAAUGCUACAAAAGUUUCGGGAGCAAGAACGAUUGGAAACGGCACGAAACCAGUCAACAUACUCAGCUUGAGGUAUGGAAAUGUAACGAGCGAGCCUCGAAUGGGGUGGGAACCAUAUGCGGCAAGGUAUUCCCUCGCCGCGAAGAUUUCAAGGUACAUCUGCAGGACACACACAACUUUCGAGAUGUGAGCGCUUUGGAGGCGGAACUGCACAGCUGCCGCAUUGGCCGAGAUUGUGAUUUACGAUAUUGGUGUGGCUUCUGCGAGAAGAUCGUGGAGAAAAGCCAUACUGCAAUGCAAUCUCUGACAAAGCGGUUCGACCACAUCGACGACCACUUUUGCGGCCGAAACACGGCCAAGAGGAGCAUAUCGGAGUGGAAACACCUGGAAAACAAGGUCUCGGCAGCUGGCUCUACUCCGAGCUCUAGCAGCAUGGAGACACCGAAGUCUUCACCUAGUCAUCAAGCUACUGCCCGGAUAUUUCCAUCGAAUAGUGGCCGUCUCGCGUCUAAUUCUACCCUGCCUGGCAAAAGGAAGUUAGACGACGACAGCGAGUGCCCAGAGUCAAGACGACCAAGGGGACAACUGGCGACGAUGUGGACUUGCUGCGAUUGCGCCAUGCAGUCCAGUUUCAGGUUCAACCGGGCUUGCGUGUGUUGUGCGCAUUCUCGAUGUGACAACUGCCCAGUAGAGACGUAG
Verticillium nonalfalfae is the source of this 2661-nucleotide messenger RNA. RefSeq lists its product as uncharacterized. Gene Ontology annotation, cellular component: nucleus. The transcript is spliced from 6 exons. Bases 1 to 2661 code for a protein of 886 amino acids. Lineage: Eukaryota; Fungi; Ascomycota; Sordariomycetes; Glomerellales; Plectosphaerellaceae. Gene Ontology annotation, biological process: regulation of transcription by RNA polymerase II. The record is from RefSeq and is a predicted model, not a curated record.